Messenger RNA from Equus quagga, 2251 nucleotides. RefSeq names its product AT-rich interaction domain 5A (gene ARID5A). The transcript is spliced from 7 exons. Gene Ontology annotation, molecular function: transcription cis-regulatory region binding. The record is from RefSeq and is a predicted model, not a curated record. Gene Ontology annotation, cellular component: nucleus. Gene Ontology annotation, biological process: regulation of transcription by RNA polymerase II. Bases 56 to 1861 code for a protein of 601 amino acids. Lineage: Eukaryota; Metazoa; Chordata; Mammalia; Perissodactyla; Equidae.
GCGGAGCUGCGCGCGCGGAGGGGCUCGGGCGGGCGCCGCGGGACCUCGCCGGGCCAUGGCACCUUCUGUCAAAGGGAAAAGGAAACAGUCAGAGGGGGGUGACCCCCUAGACCCACCUGUGUCCCCUCAACCCGAUGGUGAGCAGAGCAAGAGCCAGAGUCCCAUCCAGCUGGAGGACUCCCCCGAGGCAGGCGGGGAGCGGGAGGAGGAGCAGGAGCGGGAGGAGGAGCAGGCCUUCCUGGUCAGCCUCUACAAGUUCAUGAAGGAGCGACACACGCCCAUCGAGAGGGUGCCCCAUCUCGGCUUCAAGCAGAUUAACCUGUGGAAAAUCUACAAGGCAGUGGAGAAGCUGGGGGCCUAUGAGAUGGUGACUGGCCGCCGCCUCUGGAAGAACGUGUACGACGAGCUGGGGGGCAGCCCAGGCAGCACCAGUGCAGCCACCUGCACGCGCCGCCACUACGAGAGGCUGGUCCUCCCGUACGUGCGGCACCUGAAGGGGGAGGACGACAAGCCUCUGCCCCCGUCCAAGCCCAGGAAGCAAUACAAGAUGGCCAAGGAGACUCGGGGGGAUGACGGGGCCGCUGAGAGGCCAAAGAAGGCCAAGGAGGAGAAGCGGGAGGAUCAGAUGAUGCCAGGCAAGACCAAAACAGAUGCCGUGGACUUGGUGCGGCUUCCCAGCCAGGAACCCCUCAGGGACAGCACAGAACAGCCGGGCUCGGCCUCUGGGCCUUCUCUGCCCUUCGUGGGUACCAGCGGCUGCCCUGAGGCCUACAAGCGUCUCCUGUCCAGUUUCUACUGCAAAGGGACACAUGGCAUCAUGUCACCACUGGCCAAAAAGAAGCUCCUGGCCCAGGUGAGCAAGGCAGAGGCCUUGCAGUGUCAGGAGGAGGGCUGUCGGCAUGGGGCAGGUGGCCCUAACGGGGAGCCCCAGACGUCCCCAGCUCUUUGCCCCCCAGAGAGUCCCCAGAGCCCAGGAGGGCAGGCUGAGAACUCCAGGCACCGACUGACGCCUCAGGAGGAAAUGCAAGCCCCUGGGGGCAGCCUCAGGGAGGAGACUCCGGUGGGUCCCCGCCCGGCAGCCCCCCUCUUCACUGGCUGUUUCCACGCCUACCCCACUGAGGUACUGAAGCCCAUCAGCCAGCACCCCCGGGACUUCUUCCCCAGUCUUAAAGAUGGGCUGCUAUUGGGGCCCUCUGGCAAAGAAGAGGGGCUGCUGGUCAAAGAACCCCAGCUGGUGUGGGGCGGGGAUGCCAACCGCCCCUCUGCAUUCCACAAAGGCGGCUCCAGAAAGGGCAGCCUCUACCCCAAGCCUAAAGCCUGCUGGGUGUCCCCCAUGGCCAAGGUCCCUGCCGAGACCCCUGUGGCCCUACCCACCUUCCCUAGCAGCCCAGGCCUCAGCAACAAGCGCAGCCUCGAGGAAGAGGGCUUUGCCUAUGGUGGCAAAAAACUGCGGGCAGUGUCUCCCUUUCUUAAGGAGGCCGAAGCCAAGGAGUGUGGGGCCAAGUCUGUGGGGCCUGGCUUGGCCGUCUCCUGCCUGCUGGGCCCAGCCCUGGGGCCUGCCCUCCCAGAGGCCUACAGGGGCACCAUGCUGCGCUGCCCACUGAACUUUGCCAGCACCUCCGACCCCUUAAAGGGCCAAGCUACCCUCCCCUUCAGCCCCCUGGUCAUCCCGGCCUUCCCAGCCCACUUCCUGGCCACUACAGCCCCCUCACCCAUGGCCGCUGGUCUGAUGCACUUCCCCCCAGCAUCUUUCGACAGUGCCCUCCGCCACAGACUUUGCCCGGCCUCGUCUGCGUGGCAUGUGCCACCUGCCGCAAGCUAUGCAGCACCCCACCUCUUCCACCUCAACACAAAGCUGUAGGUCAGAGCCCGCAGCGCUGUGCUGUGCUGUGGAGGAUCUGACGUGGCCCAAGAUGGGUAGGCACUGCCAGGGGGCUCUGGGCUGGAGCUCUUCCCCCAGGAGAGCUUGGCUGUGUCUGAUGGAGACACAUGCCCCUGGCUGGGCAGCCCGGUGCAAAGAGGGAGGCAGUGGGAAGACUGGGUUUGUCUUUCAAGGUAGCAGCCCGAGCCUGGGCACUGGAGGCCCAGUUGUGGCAGGGCCUUGGGAGAAGACGGUGCAGGGCUGGCAGCUCCCAGCAGAAGUCCUCAGAGCAGAGGCUGGGAAUGGGCUGAGGGGCCAAGGAGCUGGAUAGCUUGAGGCAUCCAGGCUGCCCACAGAAAACCCAAUAAAACAGCAAUGUGAAUCCACCCA